Molecule: messenger RNA, 753 nt
Organism: Arachis stenosperma
Lineage: Eukaryota; Viridiplantae; Streptophyta; Magnoliopsida; Fabales; Fabaceae
Exons: 3
Coding region: 1-753 (250 amino acids)
Source: RefSeq, a predicted model, not a curated record
AUGAGUGUUAAGGAUUAUAGCAUUCGUCAUGGAGUUCAGUAUCGGGUUAUGGAAUCUGAUCAUCUGAAGUAUGUUGGGAGAUGCAAGGAGUUUGGAAAUGGUUGCACCUGGAUGAUCCGCGUGGCACUUCGGCAGCGCAAGAGGAACUGGGAGGUUAGAAGGGCAGAUGCAGCGGUUACCAUAAAAGUGUUGCAAGAAGCUACUGAGUCAACCUACAGAUUCAAGCCUAGUUACAGGAAGGUGUGGAAGAUAAAGCAGAAGGCAGUCGCCCAGAUUUACGGGGAUCGGGAAGAGUCAUAUGUGGAGUUGCCCCGGUGGAUCUUUGGGAUGCAAGCAACGAUGGACGGAACCGUAGCUUUGUUGAAAACUUCUUGGGUGCAUGUAGGUGGUGAGGUUGAUGAGUCUACAGAGUACUUUCAUCGACUUUUUUGGACAUUCCCUCCAUGCAUUGAGGCUUUUAAACAUUGCAAGCCACUAGUCAGCAUUGACGGAAUGCAUCUGCAUGGGAAGUAUGGCGGGACUUUGCUUCUGGCUAUUACGCAAGAUGGAAACUCGAAUAUAUUGCCAGUUGCACACAACGGCAUUAAGGCUGCACUGGAGGCACUAGACAGUGGUUGGAAACCGCCUCAUGCAUAUUGUGUGUAUUGCAUUCGACACGUUGCAGCUAAUUUUGCUCUCAAUUUCAAGAGUCAGGAUGCAAGGCGGAUGCUCGUGAAUGCGGAGUAUGCUAAGACUGAAGUCGCGUUUGACUAA